Coffea eugenioides is the source of this 717-nucleotide messenger RNA. RefSeq names its product glutamic acid-rich protein-like. NCBI's taxonomy places the organism in Eukaryota, Viridiplantae, Streptophyta, Magnoliopsida, Gentianales, Rubiaceae. The record is from RefSeq and is a predicted model, not a curated record. The transcript has 4 exons. The coding region runs from base 1 to 717 and encodes 238 amino acids.
AUGGAGGAACAGCAAUCUGAAGGGCAUCCAGUGAGUGACAAUGAAGAGAAACCAGUGCAGCCCACCAAUGCAGAUGUAACAGUAACCAAAUCACCCAGGAAAGGAAAAAGGACUGCCAAAAGAAAGAGCAUUGCUCAACCCAAGGAAAAGCAAACGGUUGAUCCUUCCGGGGAUCAGCAGAAUGUAGAAAAAACUGCUGAGGAACAUGGAAAAAGAAAGCGUCCUGAGCAGCCUGAGACCCACACUGCUACUGAACCCACUUCUCUACCCAAGUUCAUCGACGAUGAAGCCAGAGAAAGGAAAGGUAAAUCACAUACUGAUCUUAUUUCUCGUGUCAACUCUGUUAACAUUGAACUGAACCUUGACAUUGUUAACUCUGUUUUGGAAACCAAAAUUGAAAGUGAUGGCUUGAUGAUGACCAUGACUUCUGAUCAACAAGCCACCUUCGUUGCCAAAAGGAAUCUGCUCGUACCUCCUAUUCCUCCAGAAAAUGAAAAUGCACAGCGAAAGGAGCCUAGAAUUGAGCCAACCACUGAAACUACCCCAGAAUACCGUGCCUCCAGUUCUCAACCACAGGACAAGGGAAAAACUCUGGCAACUGAAGAAGAAACUGAAGAGGAGAAUGAUGAUGAUGAGGAUGAGGACACUGAGGAAGAAGACCCUGCUCAGUUUCGUCUGGCUAGAAGAAGGCCUGGAUCCUCCAAAAUCACAUUUUAG